Hippocampus zosterae (dwarf seahorse) is the source of this 4538-nucleotide messenger RNA. RefSeq names its product protocadherin-20 (gene pcdh20). Gene Ontology annotation, molecular function: calcium ion binding. The record is from RefSeq and is a predicted model, not a curated record. The transcript has 2 exons. Gene Ontology annotation, biological process: homophilic cell-cell adhesion. The coding region runs from base 295 to 2955 and encodes 886 amino acids. Lineage: Eukaryota; Metazoa; Chordata; Actinopteri; Syngnathiformes; Syngnathidae. Gene Ontology annotation, cellular component: plasma membrane.
GCGUCGCGAAAGGCCAGGCGUGCCAUGACGUGUGUGAAUAGCAUGUGAAAAGCGGAGUCGGUGAACUGCAGACGCCCUCGGCGGACAUUUGGGCUCAUUGGUUGGCAUAUGGGACUGAUUUGCAUGUGGUGGGAGUGUCCUGAGCCAGCCGUGGGAUGAAUGAGCGGUUCAAGUCAGACAGCAAGUCGGCUUUGGACUAAGCAGACAUCUGCAUGGCUCAAAAUGCCUCGCCUCUGUCAAAUGCUGCGCCUCCUGCUAUAAGUGGAAAGGGCUGGAAUAGGAUAUACCAUAAAUAUGGUCGAAAGAACACUCCUAGGACUUGGCCCGAGAGGGGAAAUAUGGGGAUUUUUCAUCCUUUUCCUUUACGCCGGCUCCCCGUCCUGUUUUGCGAGCUUCAGUCAAGCAAAAGAACUCCUCUAUAGAAUAAAGGAGGGGCUACCAAAGGGGACCUUCAUAGGAGCCAUUGGAGUGGACUUGAAUUUGGAUCUGACAGUUGACCCCCCCUAUUUUUUCAGCCUGGCUCAAAAGAGGCUCGGCGAACAGUACGUGACGCUCAAUAAUCUCACCGGAGAGUUUUUGACGUCCGCCACGGAGAUUGACAGGGAGACGCUUUGCCCUUCUAACCCGCACGGAUACGGAUGUUUCCUCUCGGUGGACGUGUUUGUGCUUCCGCAGCAAUAUUUUCAACUCAUCAAAGUGAAGAUGAUCAUCGAGGAUAUCAACGAUAACAGACCAAAGUUCCCUGUGGACGAGAUCGUGAUAUCCGUCCCGGAAAACACGGCCGUCAACGCUCGCUACGCGGUGGAGCAGUCCGCGGUUGACCCGGAUCUUGGUCUUCAUGGAGUGCAGACCUACUGGCUGGUGAACGACUUUGGCGUGUUCACGCUGGACGUGGAGGAGAACGAAGGAGGGGAGCUGACACCCUUCAUCAUCGUGACCGAUUUCCUGGACCGGGAAACGCAAGCCGAAUACGUCACAGACAUCAUCGCGGAGGAUGGGGGGACCCCCCCUCUACUUGGCGCGGCCACUCUCAAGAUUGUCAUCUUGGACGUGAACGAUAAUUGUCCCCGGUUCGCCGAGUCGCACCUCAAUCUCACUCUGCGCGGCAACGCCACCAAAGGGACGCAUUUGGCACGCCUGCACGCUUUUGACCCCGACGUCGGAGCAAACGCUCAGAUCGGCUACGCUUACAGCGAGCGGGUGCCGAGGGGGACCAGGAACUUGUUCCAUUUGAACCGAACGACAGGCGUGAUCAAAUUAGCGGGGAAAAUCGACGCCGCGGCGGCCGCGUCUUACAAACUCACCGUUCUGGCCAAUGGACCCGGUUGUAUUCCCGCUGUCGCCACCGUCGCGAUUCGUUUGAUCAAGGUUCGAACGGGUCCCCCCGUGGUCGUAGCCAGAUACAUCGCCCUUGAAAAAGACGGGGUGGUGAGCAUCAAGGAAUCUGAGCCAGCGUACUCCCCUAUUGCUUUUUUUACGGUCAAAAAUAUCGAUGCCGGUCACGGGGUGGACUGCCGUUUGGAGGGGGUCGGUCCGUUCAGGAUCGGACCGUACCAGCUGGUCAAAAACGAAUUCCUGCUCGAAACCACAGAGCCGCUGGACUACGAAACGGCUCGGGAGUAUGAGCUGGUUGUGGUUGCGGAGGAUAGCCAAGGGCUCGUCAUCGAGACCUUCCUCAAGGUGCAGAUUUUGGAUGAAAACGACAACGCUCCGGUUUUCCGGCAGUCUUUGGUGGAGAUAUCUCUGGACGAGAACAAUCCACCCAACACCUAUCUCACGCAGCUCCAGGCCACAGACCAAGACAGCGACGCGCGAGGGGCGGUCAUCUUUCUCCUGGGAGGCGACGCUCCCGCCAUCUUUGUUUUGGAUCGGCUGACGGGUAUCCUGAGCGUGACCACGUCGCUAGACCGGGAGGAGAAGGAUACGUACCGCUUUGUGGCGAGAGCGGUGGACCAGGGAACCCCUCGGAGGGAGUCCAUUGCCACCGUGGUGGUAACCGUGCGAGACCGCAACGACAACAGCCCGCGGUUCAUCAAUAAGGAUUUCACGUUUUUCGUGCCUGAGAACUUCCCGGGUUACGGCGAAAUCGGGGUGCUCUCGGUGACCGACGCCGACGUUGGGGAAAACAGCUGGGUGGCCCUUUCCAUCCUCAACGGUAGCGACAUCUUUCUGAUCGACGCCGGCCGGGGCGCGUUAAGGGCCAAGGUCUCGCUGGAUCGCGAGCAACAGGGUACGUACCAGCUGUGGAUCGAGGCCGUCGACGGCGGGGAACCGGCGCUCUCCUCCGUCACCAUGGUGACCGUCCUGCUCUUGGAUGUCAACGACAACCCGCCCGUCGUCCUCUUCCCUCAGUCCAAUCAGUCCUACAUGUUGGUUCUGCCCGACACUCUGCCAGGAACGUCCAUCACGGAGGUGUACGCCGUGGAUAACGAUACGGGAAUGAACGCUGUGAUUGCUUAUAGCAUCAUUCAAAGAAAGGGAGGGGAGCCCGGGUCCUUUUCCAUCGACCCGGAAACGGGAAAUAUCACUUUAGAGCGGGAACUCAGCAACCGCGGUCUCCAUAGCCUUCUGGUAAAGGUCAGUGAUCACGGUCAGCCGGAGCCACUCUACUCCACAGUCCGGGUGAACUUAUUUGUGAAUGAAACUGUGAGCAAUGAAAGUUACAUCCGGAGUUUGCUGACAAGGGAGGCUGAUAUCGAGGACAGACCCUGGCAGAUUGGCCAAUUGCAAGAGGGACCCGAGACCUAUGACAUGUUUCCGUGUCAACCUGCCCUCAUUGCCCUUUCGGUGACGUGCGUCGGGCUCUUCUUCUCCCUCGUUACACUGACGGCUUGCAUAUGCUUGAAAAGAUUUCACAAGCGAAAGGCAAAAUCCGAGGUUGAGUUACCUCUGAAAAUGAAGACGGACUCUAUGAAGGCUAAUAAUCGGAAGUUGGGCCACGUCUCAAAUAUCUGACGUCACGUCACACGUAUUGAUUAUUUUAAAUAGUCAAUACGUCUACUGGAAAAAAAAAAUAUCUCGAUCCGGGCGAUUUCAUUUUGACCUAAUACCAAACGGAGGCCACUUUGUUAGGAACACAACGAAAUACAACGCAUCACCACAAGUAGGCCGAUACAAAGACCUUCUCUUUCUAAGGUUAAAACGUAAUAUUUGUUAGCGGGCGGCCCGAUAGUCCAGUGGUUAGCACGUGGGCUUCACAGUGCAGAGGUACCAGGUUCGAUUCCAGCUCCGGCCUCCCUGCGUGGAGUUUGCAUGUUCUCCCCGGGCCUGCGUGGGUUUUCUCCGGGUGCUCCGGUUUCCUCCCACAUUCCAAAAACAUGCAUGGCAGGCUGAUUGAACACUCUAAAUUGUCCCUAGGUGUGAGUGUGAGUGCGAAUGGUUGUUCGUUUCUGUGUGCCCUGCGAUUGGCUGGCAACCGAUUCAGGGUGUCCCCCGCCUACUGCCCGGAGACAGCUGGGAUAGGCUCCAGCGCCCCCCGCGACCCUAGUGAGGAUCAAGCGGUUAGGAAGAUGAAUGCAUGAAUGAAUACAUAUUUGUUAGCGUACUUACAUUUUUUUGGUGGUGCAGAAUUGCACUGCAUCAUACUGAGAAGUAUUUUUGAACAUUUUGUCCAUCUGAUGCAGGGGCGCAUGAGGACAACAUCCACUUUUGAUGGAGCCUUUUCGGUGAAUCUCAAUCUGUUAAAUUGUGCAAGUAAACAAAAUGGUCUGCUCAGUGAGUGUCGACGACUGCUUGUAGUCCGAUUUUCUGACAUUCCCACAUUUGUGUCAGUGAAGGAGCAGAAAGCGAAAAUAAGAAAUGAUGUCAUCAUGUAUAUUUUGCACUUUUUUUUUUCCAACUUCGAAUGCACAGCUGAAAAUUGUCUUAUCACUGUUGGAGACCAUCCACAUUAUUGUCAGAGCUGUCACGCUAAUAUACAAACACAAUCUUUUUUUUUUUUGUAUCAAUGUGAGAAUGUUUCUUGUAAUAUUUAUGAUGUGACCAUGUAUUUUGGACGUAACAGCCUGCAAGGAGUUGGUUACCUUCUGUAUUUCCGCAGUCAAAUGUUUCCCCAAUCUUAAAAUGUAUGUAACGGCACACCCCGUUCACAAAUGCCAUUUAAAAGCUCUCUCUCGAUGUCAUACAUUUGUCGACUGUGCAAGAGUUUGAGAAUCUUUCGAAAAUUGAGUUGUUUUUAUUUUUUAUUUUUAUUUUUAAAUAUCCACACCGAAUUUGAUCCAUCCAUUUCAUCGUGAAACCUGACCGAAAGGUCCGUUUGGACUUGGACGUGUUUGUAGACAUUUCAUGGCACGAGGUCUGUCUCUUCAGGUUUUGUUGAACUUCAAACUGCAACCUGUUCUAGCGGAUCAUUUCAGGUGCCAUAGUUGGCAAGAUACUUUUUAUAUUGACACAGUCAAGUCUUCAUCGGACGCCAUACGUGACACCGAGGCAUUCGGUUGGCCUGUGUUACCCUCUGCAAGCGUGCGAUUCUCAAUGUGUCUGCGAAUUUUGACAAUGUGUGAGCGACAAACAUUAAAAGUGCUUUUUAUUUUAUUAGA